AUGAUGCUUCAUUCUACGCUUAUCAGUGCCUUCACGGCAAUAUUACUCUUACCUUGGUUAUCCAUUUCCGCACCAACUGUAAACCGGGCAACGACUCCUAGAUAUGUCUUUGCCCACUUCAUGGUCGGAAUUGUUGAGAACUAUACACUUACAGACUGGAAAAUGGAUAUGGCAUAUGCACAAGAGAUUGGUAUAGACGCAUUCGCUUUAAACUGUGCAAGCAUCGAUAGCUAUACUCCCACUCAACUUGCACUUGCAUAUCAAGCAGCCAACGAAACUGGAUUUCAUGUCUUUAUAUCAUUCGACUUUGCGUAUUGGAAUAAUGGAAACACCAACAACAUUACAGAUUAUAUGAACAAAUAUGCAUCUCAUCCAGGACAGAUGCAAUAUAAUGGAGGAGCUGUUGUCAGUACCUUUGUGGGUGACAGUUUCAACUGGGCACCGGUCAAAGCUGGAACAAAUCAUUCAAUUUUCGCUAUUCCUAUGAUGCAAGAUCCGAUUGAGGCAACUUAUGAACCAACAUCAUUUGAUGGUGCAUUCUCUUGGUUAGCAUGGCCUACAGAUGGUGGGAAUAGUAUUAUACCUGGUCCUAUGACAACUGUAUGGGAUGAUAAAUUCUUUUUAUAUCUUGCUGGAAAGCCUUACAUGGCUCGUAAGUUGCCAUCACUUAAGAGGAAGAAUGCUGUUAACCCUUCUGUAGCUGUUUCACCAUGGUUCUCCACACAUUUCAACUCUAAGAAUUGGGUUUUCAUCUCCGAAGAACUCAUUACUAAUCGAUGGAAUCAAAUGUUAAAGUUACAGCCUGCACUUAUCGAAAUCAUAUCUUGGAACGAUUUCGGAGAAUCUCACUACAUAUCUCCUGCGGAACCAAAUCACAAAGAUGACGGUUCAUCGCAAUGGGCUGAUGGUUUCCCUCACGAUGGUUGGCGUAUCAUCUCGAAACCAUAUAUCGCUGCAUAUAAAGCUGGCGCAACUUCACCGACUGUCACACAAGAUCAACUUGUAUAUUGGUAUCGACCAACACCUAAAGGAGUCACCUGCACAAAUGAUACACUUGGACCUCCAAAUGGUCGUGAAAUGCUCGCUGAUGACAUAUUUGUUACCACGCUUCUUACAAGUCCAGCAACUUUAAUCGUGACUAGCGGGAAAAAUACUCCAGUUUCCAUCAAUGUACCCGCAGGUAUUGUUACCACGAAUUUUACCAUGGGUGUAGGAAAUCAAUAUUUUCAGGUUACAAGAAAUGGUAAAUCAAUCUUGAAUGGAUAUGGUGGUUUGGAUAUUGCAGAUACUUGUGAGAAGUAUAACUUCAAUGCAUAUGUGGGAUCUUUGAAUGGGACUAGUAAUGCUGGACCACCACCACCGGGUACAACGACAUCCACAAGUACUUUACCAACUUCUACUUCCACUUCAAGUACCACAUCAAUCUCAAUUACAACUUCGACUUCAACGUCAACCACGACGUCUUCAACUACAUCACCAACAACAUCACCAACUACAUCCCCAACUACAUCCCCAACUACAUCUCCAAUAACCACCACCAAUUCUACUUCUACCUCCACUUCCACUUCCUCUCCUUCCUCACCCUCUCCUUCUACAGUCUGCACUUCAGGCUCAGGUCCAGGAAAUUACAUUGGUCUCUGUCAAUUCUGCUGCAAAUACGGCUAUUGUCCUCCAGGUCCAUGUACAUGUCUAUCAUAUGGCGCUCAAAUUCCUCCACCACCGAUUACGAAUCAAACAGGGUAUCCAUUACAAGGAGAAGAUGAUAGUUACUUGGGAUUGUGUAGUUAUAGUUGUAAUCAUGGGUAUUGUCCACCGACUGCUUGUCGGUUGGGUUAG
Molecule: messenger RNA, 1836 nt
Organism: Sclerotinia sclerotiorum 1980 UF-70
Lineage: Eukaryota; Fungi; Ascomycota; Leotiomycetes; Helotiales; Sclerotiniaceae
Exons: 3
Coding region: 1-1836 (611 amino acids)
Biological process (GO): mating projection tip cell wall disassembly
Molecular function (GO): glucan endo-1,3-alpha-glucosidase activity
Source: RefSeq, a predicted model, not a curated record